Molecule: messenger RNA, 652 nt
Organism: Uranotaenia lowii
Lineage: Eukaryota; Metazoa; Arthropoda; Insecta; Diptera; Culicidae
Product: putative fatty acyl-CoA reductase CG5065
Exons: 3
Coding region: 317-652 (111 amino acids)
Biological process (GO): long-chain fatty-acyl-CoA metabolic process
Cellular component (GO): peroxisome
Molecular function (GO): alcohol-forming very long-chain fatty acyl-CoA reductase (NADP+) activity
Source: RefSeq, a predicted model, not a curated record
UUGGAACAGAACCCGAUCAGUGUCCGGGGGAACUAUUUGCUUUGCCAUCAUCGUCUGGUCGUCUGGUUCCGAAAAGUAGUUUGUCAUUCAUUAACAGUUGAAUGUGUACAUCCGAAGCGAUCGGAAGACUCGAUAAGCCCGGGAACGAUUGGCGAUUUGCGCGAUAUCUCAGUGCGUCAAAACACCUGGAUGGGAUCAUAUGCUUGUUAGCUAGAAAGAGUGAAAAAAAAACGUUUAAUAACUUGAUUGGAAUUGAUUAAUUGAUCGUGGGCCGGUGACUCAGUGUUGUGAAAAAAAAAGUUGAAAACAAACGAUUAUGAGUUCAUUUUCCAACCACCCCAUCGGGUUGCUUCCGGUGGAGGAAAACUACGACCCAAACAAACCGUCGAUUCCGGAUUUCUACAACGGGAGGGACAUCUUCAUAACCGGGGGUUCCGGGUUCAUGGGUAGGGUUCUGAUCGAAAAGCUACUCCGGUCGUGUCCUGGCCUCAAUAGGAUCUUUAUUCUGAUACGCGGCAAAAAGCAGAAGACAGUGUCCGAAAGGAUUAAAGAAAUUCAGGACCUCCCGUUGUUCGAGACGCUGCAGAAGCAGAACCCCUCGCAGCUGGACAAAAUGAUUGCGGGUGAUGUUGAUGGUUAUUGCAUGUUUUAG